Messenger RNA from Penicillium brevicompactum, 2583 nucleotides. RefSeq names its product Cystathionine beta-synthase core. The record is from RefSeq and is a predicted model, not a curated record. NCBI's taxonomy places the organism in Eukaryota, Fungi, Ascomycota, Eurotiomycetes, Eurotiales, Aspergillaceae. The transcript has 6 exons. Gene Ontology annotation, biological process: GTP biosynthetic process. Gene Ontology annotation, molecular function: IMP dehydrogenase activity. Gene Ontology annotation, cellular component: cytoplasm. The coding region runs from base 1 to 2583 and encodes 860 amino acids.
AUGCCUAUCACCGCCAGCGACGCUGCUCCCGGUGCUGCCAUGAAGGCUGAGAUCACUGACUACGCCAAGGCCUUGGAGGUCGUUGAGACCUACAAGACCCGCGAUGGCCUUGACGUGGAUACCCUCAUUGAUUCUGACAAGCACGGUGCUUUGACUUACAAUGAUUUCCUGAUCUUGCCCGGCUACAUCGGCUUCCCUGCCUCCGAUGUGUCUCUUGAUACCCCUGUCACCAAGCGUAUCUCGCUGAAGACCCCCCUUCUGUCUUCUCCCAUGGACACCGUCACCGAGCACAACAUGGCCAUCCACAUGGCCCUGCUCGGUGGCCUUGGUGUCAUCCACCACAACUGCUCUCCUGAGGCUCAGGCCGAGAUGGUCCGCAAGGUCAAGAGAUACGAGAACGGCUUCAUCCUUGACCCCGUUGCCACCGUUGGCGAAGCCAAGGAGCUCAAGGCCAAGUGGGGCUUCGGAGGUUUCCCUGUCACUGAGAACGGAACUCUUCGCUCCAAGCUCGUUGGUAUGGUCACUUCCCGUGACAUCCAAUUCCACCACAACCUCAGCGACCCCGUGACUGCCAUCAUGGCCACUGAUCUUGUUACCGCCCCGGCCGGCACCACCCUGGCCGAGGCCAACGAGGUUCUCCGUCAGUCCAAGAAGGGCAAGCUCCCCAUUGUUGACGCCAGCGGCAACAUCGUUUCUCUGCUUUCCCGCUCCGACCUGAUGAAGAACCUCCACUACCCUCUUGCCUCCAAGCUUCCCGACUCCAAGCAGCUCAUCUGUGCUGCUUCUAUCGGUACCCGUGAGGAGGACAAGCGCCGUCUCCAGCUCCUCGUUGACGCUGGCUUGGACAUCGUUAUCCUGGACUCUAGCCAGGGUAACUCCAUGUACCAGAUCGAGAUGAUCAAAUACGUUAAGAAGGAGCUCCCCCAGAUUGACGUUAUUGGUGGUAACGUUGUCACCCGUGAGCAGGCUGCUGCUCUUAUUGCUGCCGGUGUCGAUGGCCUGAGAAUUGGCAUGGGCUCCGGUAGUGCCUGCAUCACCCAGGAGGUCAUGGCCGUCGGCCGUCCCCAGGCCGCCUCCGUGCGCAGCGUCUCCUCCUUCGCUGCCCGCUUCGGUGUUCCCUGUAUCGCCGAUGGUGGUGUUCAGAACCUUGGCCACAUUGUCAAGGGUCUCGCCAUGGGUGCUAGCACCGUCAUGAUGGGUGGUCUCCUCGCUGGUACCACCGAGUCUCCCGGUGAAUACUACGUCAGCAACGAGGGCCAGCUCGUCAAGGCCUACCGUGGCAUGGGCAGUAUCGCUGCCAUGGAGGACAAGAAGGCCGGCAACGGUGCCAAGGACAGCAAGGCCAGCAACGCUGGUACCGCCCGCUACUUCUCUGAGAAGUCCAAUGUCCUCGUCGCCCAGGGUGUCGCUGGUUCCGUCCUUGACCGUGGCUCCGUCACUAAGUUCAUUCCUUACCUCGUUGCCGGUGUCCAGCACUCUCUGCAGGACAUUGGUGUCCCCAGCCUUUCCGCUAUGCACGCUGGUGUCGACAACGGCACCGUUCGCUUUGAAAUGCGCAGUGCCAGCGCCAUGACCGAGGGUAACGUCCACGGUCUGCACAGCUACGACAAGAAGCUUUACGCUGUACUUCUCGUUUCAUCCAAGAACGAGCUCCUUUUACUCCACCGUGUCAAGACUUCCACCUCUUUCGCAUCAGCUCAUGUGUUUCCAGGCGGUAAUCUAUCCGCUCAAGAUGGGCCCUGUCCUCCACCUGAAGAUCUAUCCCGACAUGAGGACUCUCCCAGCUACAGACGAGCAGCAAUCAGAGAGCUCUUUGAAGAAAGUGGCAUUCUUCUAGCCAAAAAUCGGGACUCGGGCAAGAUGAUUGCCGUUGAUGAACCCACCCGAGAGGCAGGACGACGACUGAUCCACCAGAACAAAUCAACCUUUGAUGAAUGGCUGAAGACGCAAGAUGCUCAUGCGGAACCAGAUAUAGACCAAUUGAUUCCCUUUACACGUUGGGUUACGCCAACUAAUGUCCCCAAACGAUACACUACCCAGAUGUAUCUAUAUUUCUUGCCGUUGCCCACGAAUGUGGACAAGAAGUUGCUUGCCGAGCUUCCGGCCGAAGGUGAACGCGACGAGUUGGAGAGUCCCACCAGUGAUGGCGGCGUUGAGGUGACAGAGGCGCAAUUCCUCCCGGCGGCGGAGUGGAUCAGCCGCGCUCAAAAGGCAGAGAUUAUACUGUUUCCGCCUCAAUUCCUGCUGCUGCACUUGGUGUCAGGGUUUUUGGACAAGGAUCCUGGGGCGGGUGUCCCUGUGGAAGAAAUGGAGAAGCGUCGUCAGCAACUUGUUGACUUUGUUCAUUCAGGAUCUCCUUCAUGGGCACAGAAGUGUAUCUCGCCUAAGAUGAUCCAGAUGACUCGUGACGGCCGAUCGGUUUUGGGACUGAGCGGGCCUGGUCCCGAGCUGAAAGGGACAGAUAGACGGGGAGAGCCCGAGCGAGUUGUGCUUGUGCGGUUCAAGAAGGGAAGCGCGAGGGAGGUGGCUGUUGGUUGGAAAGCCGAUAUUAUGCAAGAAGAGAGGGAAAAGAGUAACCUGUAG